GGACUUCCGUUUGUUUUGUAGUACGAACCAAAUAACGUAUUUUAAUUUUUGAAUUUUUUAUUCAUUGUGAAUAAAUAAAUUUGUUUUUUGAAUUGAAUAUUUUAGAUUUUGCGGUUUAAUGAUGACAGACGUAGAUGAGAUAAUUGAUUACAUAAAAUCUCUUCGAAAGGGUUUUGACAAGGACUUGUUUCAAAGUAAAAUCGAGGAUUUGGCGUACAUUGUUGAUACAACUGGCUUGGAUUACGACGAUUUCCAUGCUUUGUUUAAAAUUUGGUUAAACUUGAGUAUACCUAUAUCGAAAUGGAUUAGCUUAGGCGUAAGUUUAGUACCUCCAGACAGAGUCGAGGACCGAACUGUUGAAUAUUCCUUUCGUUGGCUUCUUGCUAAUUAUGAAAACCACACAAGUUUCUCCAGGAUGGGAUUUUUACUUGACUGGUUAACAGUUGCAAUGGACUGCAAUUAUAUUGAUAUGACUGCUUUGGAUUCAGGAUAUGAAUUAUUUUAUACUCUGUGUACAUUUGAAGUACUGACUGCACAUGUUAUAAAACUGAUAUAUACAUUGACAAAACCAGUUGAUGUAACAAGAAGAAGAGUUCUUGAAAUAAUUGACUAUGGCAAAAAACAGGCUAAAAAGAAUGUAUACAGACAAUUGCAAGUUUUAUUGGGUUUAUUUAAGUCCUAUAGACCCGAAUGUGUCCCAGAGGAUGUACCAGCUAUGUCCAUACAUACAGCUUUCAGAAAAAUAAAUGUAACUCUUCAUACAAGAUUCAAGAGAUGUCAGGAGCGCAGAAAUCAUUUGAGUGAAGAGAGAUACCAUUUAUUGUGGACAAAUCCAUUAAGUUUGGAACGUGCUAGAAAUAAGAAGGCCGAACCGUUAGUGCCAAAUAUGGAGUUUCUAAAUGUUAGCUCGAAACAAUAUUCAGACAAAGAACAAAUUAAAAAUUAUCUUGACUUUACAGAGGCGGGUGCAGUGGUGCGGCACCGGGUGGCGCGGCGCGGGCGGCGGCCGGCGCGGCUGCGGGCGCUGCUGCGGCGCGCGGCGGCGGGCGCGGCGCUGCUGGCGCUCGAGCCGCUCCACCACCGCGCCUUCUUCGCCCACGACCUGCACCACGUGCUCUCCGCCUGUUUCUUAGAUGGCUCUCCUCAUAGUUAUGCAGAGAAGCAGGAUCUCCUUCACAGGAUAGCAGUUCUACAACAUACAAUGCUGCAGGGCAUACCUGUUAUCACCAGGUUUCUUGCGCAGUUCUUGCCUUUGUGGAAUGAAAAGGAUUACUUUCCAGAGAUCAUGGAGCUUGUAGAAUGGGUCAGUGUAGACAGCCCAGCUCAGGUGUUGUCAAUUGUGAAUAUCUUCACUAAGAUAUAUUUGCGUGCGGACCCAAUGGAGCAGUGUGCAGUACUGAACACCCUUUCUAAUAUGUAUGUCAAUAUGGUUUAUGCAAGCACGAAAAGUCGUUACCAUUUUAUGAGUUUGGAGUCGUUUGAAGAAAAUUAUUCAACAGUACUACCUCAUGUUGCUGAAAGCAUCAGUGAUAUGUGUAACAAAGCACUACAAAUAAAUCCUGAAGAUAUAUGUGCAGCAUACAGCGGCGCUCAGGCCUUCGAGCGGGCUGCCCGCGCACACGUUCGCCGCGCCGCCGCCGCUCGGCGCCCGCUGUCGCGCCGCAACGGAGCCGCCGAACCCCCGCCCGCCUGCCGCUCGGCCGUCGCUCCGCCGCCGCGCCGCUUGUCGCUGGCGCUAGCAUUGCUGAGUCCGUCGGCCGCGUUGCUCGACAAGUUUGCCGGGCUCAUAGUCCUGUACAAGCAAAUCUUCAAAGCCAUGAAAGCUACAAUUAAUAUGCGGAAAGAUGACAUUUACUUAAACCAAAUGCAGACAUUGGGUGGUUAUACCUUUGACUUGAUUCACUGCCUGUACAGCGAGGAAGCCCUCAGUAGCCGUGACUCGGGAAUUGUGUUCAACGACUUGAAUCCACAGAUAGUUGAAAAACUUGAGUCUCUUAUGUCUGAUGUUAACUCAAUGUUGAGUCUGAGAAAUCAUAUAGCUCUGGCGCCAUACACGUAUAUACAGCUGGAGGCCAUAGAUCAUAGAGAUGCCGACAAUAAACUAUGGUUUGACGCUAUUAUUGACCAUGAGUUCAGUGGUCUGAGCGAACUAUUAAAAAAGUCAGGUGUACUUGACUGAUUUUGAAUGUAAACACUUUUUAAAUAUAACUUUAUUUUUAAUUUCUAUGUAGUAUAGAAUUAAAAAAUAAUUCAUACUCAUAAUAAUAAUAACUAUUAGUUGUUAAAUAAAUAGUUGGAAUAACCUUUCAUGUUUUGCUCUAAAUUAAAUUAUAAAUUUCAUUUUAAGGGAACUUUCGAUUUUUUUUUUAAUAUAACGGAAUGUUUUUACUAAACACGCUAGCGGCAUGUUUUGUGAAAUUACUACCAUUUUUUUUUUUAUUAGGUAAUUAAUAUUGAUAUUCAAUCAUACAUUCUAUUAAACAACAAUUGUUUAGUAUCUUUGUGCUAGAAGUUGUAAAACAGAAGACAAUGUUUAUUCAAUUUCUGUCAAUGUAAAGAGCUUUUGAGAGAAUUUGACCUAUGAGUUCAAUUAUUUACCUAUAAUUAUUAUACACUAUUUGGAAUGGUUUUGCAGGGGCAAACUAGUGUUUUCAAAUUCUGUUGUGAAUAUCCUUUAUGUAUGAUGUUUUUAAUUAUUGAGUAAAUAAUUUUCAUAAUAGAAUUUACUUCUUAUUUCUCUGAAUACCAUUACUAUAUAUAUACACCAUUAUUAUAGAAUUUUGUGAACCGUUCCGUUAGAAUCUGUACAAUCAUGACGCUAUUAAAAGUUAUUUUUUACUACUUUUUUUGCUCACUAAUGAGUUUUCAUAUUCAAUUAUCAUGUUUAUACUGUACGAUUUUAUUCAAUAAGAUGUAUUAUAAAUAGAAUUGUAAUUGACUUCUGUUUGUGGACGACAAUAAACCGCCUCCUAAUAUUAUUAAUUUCUUAAUAAACAAU
Achroia grisella is the source of this 2998-nucleotide messenger RNA. RefSeq lists its product as uncharacterized. The record is from RefSeq and is a predicted model, not a curated record. The transcript has 13 exons. Lineage: Eukaryota; Metazoa; Arthropoda; Insecta; Lepidoptera; Pyralidae. Bases 119 to 2179 code for a protein of 686 amino acids. Gene Ontology annotation, cellular component: kinetochore.